AUGUCUCAGCCCUACUCCUAUCUCUACUUCUUCCUCCUAAUCAUCGCGACAAUCUCUUCAGCCAUCCCGGUUGUCCACAAUGGUAGCGACUUCAGUGGAGAGCAGCAGAUCACCGAUCAUCCCGAGAUUGCAACAUCGCUGGAACGUGCUUUUGAACAUCACCACGGAAUCAUCACAGCCGACGACAACGACAACACGAAGAACACAAUAACCCCCCGAGCAACAGCAGAUACAGACCUCCCAACCCCCUUCGACACAAGCCUGGGCACAAACUACACCAAGAAAUCCUGCCCCAAGUUCUUCACCAAGUUCCUCUCCGACUCCUCCUUCCAAUCCUGCCACGCCCUCUCCCUCCUCCUCCGCAACUCAAACUCCUUCUUCUACACCCUGCACUCUGCGACAGCAACAUCGCACCUCCUCGACAUUGCCUGCUCGGCCUCUGUCUCGCAAUGCACCAGCACACUCUCCUCCUUGGCAAAGGAGCUGAUCAAGGAUGAUAACUGCGGUCAGGAAUACAAACUUGGCAACCCGAAUGUCGUAGACGCUUAUGUCGACCUGAUAUCCUACGAACCGCUCUACCACGCCUCGUGUCUCAAGAAUCCCGCCACGGAUAACUACUGCUUCGUCGACGCUGCGACAAACUCGACAAAUUCUGCAGACUACGACGUGUAUUUUGUCCCGUUCGGAAAUGCCCUCGACGGACAUGAUGAGGCGAGCUGGGAUAAUAACACCCCCACGUGUAAUAAGUGUCUGUGGGAGACUAUGCGUGUGUACAAGGGGUUUGCAAGGGUUGAUGGGCAGCCGCUUGUGCAGUCGUAUUUGCCUUCGGCGAGGGUCGUGGAUAGGCAUUGUUGGAGUGGUUUUGCGGAUUUGAAUGUUACGGUUGGGGCCGCGAAGAAGGUUGAGACGUCGGGUGCUGCGUUGGCGUUGGAGGGUGGUACGGGUUUGGCCUGGUUGAUGGGAGCCAUGCUUGCUUUGGUACUUUGA
This is a messenger RNA of Aspergillus chevalieri, 987 nucleotides long. RefSeq lists its product as uncharacterized. Bases 1 to 987 code for a protein of 328 amino acids. Lineage: Eukaryota; Fungi; Ascomycota; Eurotiomycetes; Eurotiales; Aspergillaceae. The record is from RefSeq and is a predicted model, not a curated record. The transcript has a single exon.